CUUUGCCAAUUGCCAGUCCUGAUUCCUGAACUGUACGCGCUCGAUCUCGCGAUCUCGGCUCGCCGCCGGGGAGAUUGGAGGCGAUGGCGGCGGCACCGGCGGUGAGGUUCCCGGUGUUCGGCAUCGCGCGGCUGCUUGGUGUGGUCGCGGCGGCGGCCAUCCUCGUCUGGGCCAUCCACUUCCGCGGCGGCAUGGCGCUCUCCUCGGAGAAAGACAAGCUCCUCAUCUUCAAUGUACACCCUGUGCUGAUGCUGAUUGGACUGGUAGUCUUGAAUGGUGAAGCUCUUUUGGCUUACAAAACAGUACCAGGAACCAAGAAACUGAAGAAGUUAGUACACCUUUCGUUGCAGUUCCUUGCCAUGUUUUUGAGUCUACUUGGCCUCUGGGCUGUCUGGAAGUUCCACGACGAAAAGGGAAUUGAUCACUUAUACACACUUCAUUCCUGGUUGGGACUUUCUUGCAUCAUCUUCUUCACCUUGCAGUGGGCUAGUGGAUUUUGGACCUUCUGGUACCCUGGUGGAUCACGGAGCGGCAGAGCAUCGCUGCUCCCCUGGCAUGUCUUCUUUGGUGUAUUUCUCUACGUUCUUGCCAUCGCCACAAGCAUUUCAGGACUUCUGGAGAAGUCAAUCUUCAUGCAGACUGCAAAAAUGAUCGGGCGCUUCUCCAUGGAAGCAAUGUUGAUGAACUCACUGGGGAUGCUGCUGGUACUACUGGGAGCUCUUGUUAUUCUUGCUGUUGUUAGCCCUGGAGCUGGCAAAAUCGACACAUACCGAGGUUCUUCCGAGUGAGAGGAAGGGGAGCAUGUGGUUCUUGAGCUGCAGAUAGUCCUAAACUACAGCUUAUGUGAUUUAAUUUAGGAAUAUUUAUCUGUAUGCUACUCUGGGGUGUGCUCUCCUUUUCUGAUCUGGGUAGUUAACAAUUAACUCAAUUCACUGUUAUCAACGAUUUAACAAUCCACUCUAGUCAAACUGAUUGAUCGAGCCGACAGAAGUUAGAGAUGAUUUUUUUUUCCUGUAGUUGCCAUGACUGGAAGAUCAUUUUAUUUUAUCCAUGGAAUAUGAGAUAUAACUACCAGUAACAGUUGUUUAUCAA
This is a messenger RNA of Brachypodium distachyon (stiff brome), 1092 nucleotides long. Its product is annotated as probable transmembrane ascorbate ferrireductase 2. Gene Ontology annotation, molecular function: oxidoreductase activity. Bases 84 to 788 code for a protein of 234 amino acids. The transcript is spliced from 4 exons. The record is from RefSeq and is a predicted model, not a curated record. Lineage: Eukaryota; Viridiplantae; Streptophyta; Magnoliopsida; Poales; Poaceae.